AUGACUAUCCCAUCUAUCGAGAAUCGCGGCGAACCUUGGUUCGAUGACGGUAAUAUCAUUCUUGUCACGCAAGAAAAGCCCACGGCGUUCAAGCUUCAUCGGGGUGUCCUCGCUAGGCAUUCGGAAAUAUUUCAAUCCAUGUUUGAGAUGCCCCAGCCAGAGCUUCAGCCUGAGGCUGCAGAUGACAUGGUUGAUGGUUGUCAGGUUGUCACCAUGCACGACCCGCCCUUGGAACUCUCCGACCUCGUCAAGGCACUGUACGACGGCCCGUUGUUUGACACCCAAAACAUCAAUGAUUUCUUCUAUCUGGCGGGAUUGCUUCGUCUCUCGACCAAGUACUUCAUCAACCAUCUUCGCACUGCCUGUAUUCUAUACCUCAGUCGGACGUGGGCAUAUACCCUCAAAGGCCAUGAUGAGAUGGUAGAGAUUGCUAUCAACACGUCGUCCAUUGAUAAAAUGACCUACCCGUACGUUCACCCUCUGCACGUUCUCAAUCUCGCUCGAGAAACGAACGUCCGGCUUGCCGUACCCUCCGCCCUCUACUUUCUUUCCCUCUACCGGUUUGAAGACAUUCUUCGAGCAGACCACCCUAAACUAUUAGUCGAUCACCCUUCGCGACCCUCGUCUUCACUUUCCCCCGGUGACAUGAGCAACUAUACGCUCUUACUCCAAUGGCGUAUCGAGCUUACUCUAGAUUUUAUUCGCCGUGUUUGCGGGCAGCGUGUACCCUCUACAGGAUGUCUGAGUAAAAAUUGCGAGCGCAAUUUCGCGAGGUUGACCUCUCGUCUGUCCCAUUCAUGGAUGAUGAGGACAGCCUUGUUGCACUACGUCCUGCAGAUCAUCAGGGAGGUGAACGACGAUUCUGUCUAUUGUGAUGGCGGCGGUACCUCCUCCUCGAGUGAUCAACACAUAGGGUCGGUCAAUACGCCUGAAGAAUUCCUCAAGAGCAUUGGACGCUCCAUGGAAACAAAAUACUCUGUAGAAAGCUGGGAAGAAUUCUGGACAAAGAAAGGUGUCCAUUUGAAAGAGGCUGGCUUGGGUAUUCGGGAUCGUCGAUAUAUGCUCUGGUGCAUGAGCAAGUAUAGAAGGGGAUUUCCUUUUGAAGAAUUUGUGCAUGAACCGCCACCGAAGAAGAUAGUUCGGGGGUGGGGCCCUUCUGUGCAGAAUGGUAAACGUAUACGAUCACGGGUCCACCAGGACAAAAGUAAAAAGAAGAAGAAAACAUAG
Molecule: messenger RNA, 1227 nt
Organism: Guyanagaster necrorhizus
Lineage: Eukaryota; Fungi; Basidiomycota; Agaricomycetes; Agaricales; Physalacriaceae
Exons: 7
Coding region: 1-1227 (408 amino acids)
Cellular component (GO): mitochondrion
Molecular function (GO): protein binding
Source: RefSeq, a predicted model, not a curated record